Conger conger (European conger) is the source of this 2132-nucleotide messenger RNA. It is a transcript of the gene iqck, whose product is annotated as IQ motif containing K. Bases 55 to 1410 code for a protein of 451 amino acids. The transcript is spliced from 9 exons. The record is from RefSeq and is a predicted model, not a curated record. Gene Ontology annotation, molecular function: protein binding. Lineage: Eukaryota; Metazoa; Chordata; Actinopteri; Anguilliformes; Congridae.
GUAGUAUGUCACUUCCUUAGCAACCCACAUUCCCGAAAGUGUUUAUAGUUACCAAUGUUAAUGUCCGCGAUGGCUCAUCUAAUUGGCAAGAAGAAAUCUUUGUGGCAACAGAUAUGUGAAGAGUACGAGUCGGAACAGCCCUGCCCACCGGGAGAUGUCUGGACAGAUAGCAGUUCCGUGAGCACCGAAGUGUCGCAGUACAGCGCAAGCAAACACACGCCCGUUUUCUACGGGCUUAUGCCUGCAAAGGUAGCAGUCGAUGAUAAUCCAUUCGGGGAAGUGGACCCACUGCUAAGUCACCCUGCACUGGCCGGAUACUCCAUACUGGAGAAGCCCCUGCCAUCCCAACGCUGUGGCCCCCACUCCUCCCCUUCCACCAGCCCAUCUGUGCUUCAGCAAGGCUCGACCACACAGUACCUAGAAGAGAGGGUUUUCCCAGUGUUGCUGCCUGGACUAGAGGCUAUGCUGAAGGAGGCUGAGAAACACCAGUGUCUGGAGAGGAAGAGAACCCGGUUUAACCCCUGCGACUUCCUGACUGAGUGGCUGUACAAUCAGAACCCAUGCAGACUGCGACAGGGGCCUCCGUUGGACUUUGCAGAGAUCCCUUUUGUCCGGGAUUGGCUGAAACAGCACCCCCGGCCGCCCGUCCCCCUGUCCCUGAGGCUGUCUGACGCGGAGGCUGCACUGCUGGUGCAGUCCUUUUGGAGGGGGUAUAAGGUACGGGCGCGUGAGGAUGUUCAGGAGCUCAGGCAGUGGCAGAAGGACUUGAGGGAGGAGAGCCGUGACAUCAGCCUGACGGUGCAGGAGUUCUGGGCCCGACAGGAGAGCAGGGUGGGGCAGGAGAUCGAGGACCAGGACGCCGCUCAGCUCAACAGCUCGGGGGUGUCCAUCCUGGUGCUGUCCCCCACCCCGCAGAGCACCACCGGACAGUCCCCUACCGUGGAGACCGCGGAGGCCCUUACCCCGUCUGCGCAGCCGACCGUGAAAACUGGAGAGGCUCUCACCCCGUCUGCGCAGCCGACCGUGGAAACUGGAGAGGCUCUCGCCCCGUCUGCGCAGCCGACCGUGAAAACUGGAGAGGCUCUCACCCCGUCUGCGCAGCCGACCGUGGAAACUGGAGAGGCUCUCACCCCAUCUGCGCAGCCGACCAUGAAAACUGGAGAGGCUCUCACCCCGUCUGCGCAGCCGACCGUGGAAACCAUAAAAAGCCUCACCCCGUCUGCGCAGCUGACCGUGGAAACCGCGGAGGCCCUGACGCCGUCUGCGCAGAGCGCUGGCUCGUCCGCCGCGGCUGCGCUAAGCUCCGCGUCCCCGGCUUUGCCCGCACACAUGGCUGCGUUCUCCCCCUCUCUGCAGGGCACGAACACCCGGCCCCGAAACACUGCAGCAGGCAAGGGCGCUACUGACUGAGCGUACGCUGUGUACCAGCCCACACAUUAACGCCGCUAGCACGCUGCGCUCCGAUUACCACACGCUAACACAACCAGCACGCUACGUCGCGAUAACAAUACACUGGUACCAUCAGCAAGCUACGCUGUGAUAGCAAUACAGUGAUACCGUUAGCAUGCUAUGCUCCGAUAAUGACACACGCAUACUCUUAGCACACUACUCUGAUAAUUACAUGCAAAUACCAUUAGCACGCUAUGUCCUGAUAAUGGCAAAUUGAUACUGUUAGCACACUAUGCUGGGAUAAUUACACACUCAUUGCACUUCGAUGUGAAAAGGACGCACUGAUACCAUUAGCACGCCAUGUCCUGAUAAUGAUGCAUUCAUAAUAUUAGCACACUACGCUGUGAUAUUGACACUGUUGGCACACUGUGUGCUUAUAAUGACACAUUAAAACUGUCCACACACUAUGCAUUCGUGGAAGUUUAAUACACAUUAACUACCUAUCCACAAUCUCUUCUCAAAGCCUACUAACGACCAUACAAAAUAAGUCUCAAUUUAUUUUUAAGCAUUUUUAGCUGCCAACCAUUUAGUCUAGAAAAUGCAGUCGAUAACAGCGCUUCUACAACGUGAUGAUAAAAAAAGUGAAACCUGAAUGAUUACGAUCAACUAGGUAGUCUGGUUAGUUACUCUGACUAGUUUGUCUAGUUUUCAUGGUUAUGGAUCAUCAACAGGACAGAAAAGAC